Neomonachus schauinslandi (Hawaiian monk seal) is the source of this 916-nucleotide messenger RNA. RefSeq names its product olfactory receptor 6B1. Gene Ontology annotation, molecular function: G protein-coupled receptor activity; olfactory receptor activity. Gene Ontology annotation, cellular component: membrane. The transcript has a single exon. Gene Ontology annotation, biological process: G protein-coupled receptor signaling pathway. The record is from RefSeq and is a predicted model, not a curated record. NCBI's taxonomy places the organism in Eukaryota, Metazoa, Chordata, Mammalia, Carnivora, Phocidae. The coding region runs from base 1 to 870 and encodes 289 amino acids.
AUGGAAGUGGAGAACCAGACCCAGGUCACCAAGUUCAUUUUGGUGGGGUUCCCUGGGAACUGGGGCAUGCGGGUAGUAGUGUUCCUGAUGUUCCUCAUGGCCUAUACUCUGACAGUGGCCAAAAAUGUGGUCAUUAUCCUGCUGGUGCAGCAAAACCAGCCACUGCACAAACCUAUGUACUUCUUCCUGGCCAACCUGUCUUUUUUGGAGACCUGGUACAUCUCUGUGACUGUGCCUAAGUUGCUAUUUAGUUUCUGGUCUGUGAGCAACAGUAUCUCCUUCACUCACUGCAUGAUACAACUUUACUUCUUCAUUGCCCUCAUGUGUACAGAAUGUGUGCUCCUGGCUGCCAUGGCCUAUGACCGCUAUGUGGCCAUCCGCCGUCCAUUCCACUACCCCACCAUUAUGAGCCACGGGCUUUGCUUCCACUUGGCUCUUGGCUCCUGGGCCGUUGGCUUUGGCAUAUCCUUGGCUAAGAUUUACUUCAUCUCUCGCCUCAGCUUCUGUGGCCCCAAUGUCAUCAAUCACUUCUUCUGUGACAUCUCUCCAGUACUUAACCUCUCCUGCACAGACAUGUCUGUAGCUGAGCUGGUGGACUUCGUCCUGGCGCUGGUCAUCUUUCUCUUGCCCCUCUCUAUCACUGUCCUGUCCUAUGGAUGCAUCCUGGCCACCGUUCUGCACAUGCCCACCGGAAAGCAGAAAGCAUUCUCUACUUGUGCCUCCCACCUCGUGGUGGUCACCAUCUUUUAUUCAGCCACGAUUUUCAUGUAUGCCAGACCCCGAGCCAUCCAUGCCUUCAACAUGAACAAAGUGAUUUCCAAUUCUAUGCUGUUGUCACCCCUGCUCUCAACCCUUUCAUUUAUUGCCUAAGGAACAGAGAGGUCAAAGAGGCUCUGAAGAAACUGGUCUAUUGCCA